UGGCAGUGUGUGUUGGUGUGUAACAGAUGUGAGUAUACGGCGAAGAACUCGGCCGCUGGAAGACUCUUCUCUACGAAUAAAACUACCUGUUUUUCUCUCUGAAUAGAGCCAAUAACAAGCACAAGACGAGGAGGACACGUGCGAAAAUGCGAGAAGAAACCCAGGAAGAGUGUGUGUGCUUAUUAAAAAUUCAGCGCGGGAGAACAGACGUUAUGGCCCCUUCAGAUGACUUGCGGCAGCACUGAGGAGAAACUACAGCACUGACGGGGUCCGAGCAUUAUUGAAUGGCGUGAAACGAAGCGGAAUUUGUUCUAAAAAGCGACACCAAAGCAUUUUCAAGCGGCCAAAAUCCAAAGGGAAGGGGAGGAGAGGGGGGCAAAGAAAACGCCCUGCUGCCUGUUGCUGGUAUCUCCACAUUCAAACUUUAUCGCCGAGUUGGAAAAAUGCAUCCUUCACUCAACGGGAGGUGAUAAUUCAAGUGUAACGUUAUCUUUAUUAGCUGAAAUCCCAAGCUGCUAGCUAACCGAAGGCCCCGCUCACUUGAUAAAGUUCCCUCUCUUCUUUGCUUUGGGAAUAUUUUCUCUUCAUUGUGCACACUAUUCCUGCUGGAAGCGAUCUGGGUGGGCUGUGAGAGCCCAGGGCUGCUCCGCUAGGCCCACGGCCAUUAGCCAGGAACAAAGAGCUUUCACAUGUAAACUCACGCAGUUUGCAAAACCUCUUCACAUUUAGCUCAACUUUUAACGACCGACGCCGCUGCAGUCAUGUCGCUCGGCGCUGAGAGGAGGAUGGAAACCCGGCUGAAGAAGCUGGAGGACAUGAUCAGAGAUCCCAGAUCUGCCAUAAACCUGGAAAGUUUGCUGGACUCCAUAAACGCCCUGGUCUUAGACUUGGACUACCCUGCACUACGCAAGAACAAAAACAUUGAAACCUUCUUAAACAGAUAUGAGAAAGUCAUAGGGCAGACUCGAGAUCUCCAGAUGAAGUCUGAAGACUUUGACAGAGUUAAAGUCAUUGGUCGAGGGGCAUUUGGUGAAGUCCAACUGGUCCGGCAUAAACCCUCUCAGAAGGUCUACGCCAUGAAGCUACUGAGCAAGUUUGAGAUGAUCAAGCGCUCAGACUCAGCUUUCUUCUGGGAAGAGAGGGACAUCAUGGCCUUUUCCAACAGUCCCUGGGUUGUCCAGUUGUGCUGUGCCUUCCAAGAUGAGCACUACCUCUACAUGGUGAUGGAAUACAUGCCAGGAGGCGACCUGGUCAACCUCACCAGCACCUACGACGUGCCAGAGAAAUGGGCAAAGUUCUACACAGCAGAGGUGGUAAUGGCCCUGGAUGCCAUUCACUCCAUGGGCUUCAUCCAUCGGGAUGUCAAGCCGGACAACAUGCUACUGGACCGACUCGGACACCUCAAGCUGGCCGACUUCGGCACGUGCAUGAAGAUGGACUCUACCGGCAUGGUGCACUGUGAUACUGCUGUCGGGACUCCAGACUACAUCUCUCCUGAGGUGCUGAAAUCCCAGGGAGGAGAUGGGUAUUAUGGGAGAGAGUGCGACUGGUGGUCCGUAGGAGUCUUCAUCUUCGAGAUGCUUGUUGGUGACACGCCGUUCUACGCCGACUCUCUGGUGGGAACCUACAGUAAGAUCAUGGACCAUAAAAACUCCCUCAACUUCCCUGAUGAUGUGGAGAUCUCCAAAGAUGCCAAGAAUAUCAUCUGUGCCUUCCUGACUGACAGGGAGGUGCGAUUGGGCAGAAACGGCGUGGAAGAAAUCAAGCGACACCCUUUCUUCAAGAACGACCAGUGGACCUUCGACACCAUCAGAGAUACGGUUGCCCCUGUGGUCCCAGAGCUGAGCAGUGACAUAGACACCAGUAAUUUUGAUGAGAUUGAAGAUGACAAAGGCGAUGUAGAAACUUUCCCCACACCUAAGGCCUUUGUUGGAAAUCAGUUACCCUUCGUUGGCUUCACUUACUUCAAAGAAGACCAGUUACUAAAUUGUUCCAACAAUUCUUCUGUUGCUCAUGAGAAUUCGAAAGGAGAGCAGUCAGCAGCACUGCAGAAGAAACUGCACCACCUGGAGGUACAGCUGAAGAAUGAGAAGCAGGUCAAAGAUGAGGUUGAGCACAAAUACAGAGCUGCCACUGGUCGUCUAGACAAAAUCUCCAAAGAGCUUGAGGAAGAGGUGAGUAGCAGAAAGAAUCUGGAGUCGAGUCUGAGGCAGCUAGAGAGAGAGAAAGCCCUGCUGCAGCACAAGAGCCUGGAGAGCCACCGCAAGGCUGAGAGCGAGGCCGACAGGAAGCGCUGCCUGGAGAAUGAAGUCAACAACCUUCGAGAUCAGCUGGAUGACAUGAAGAGAAGAAACCAGAAUUCACACAUUUCCAAUGAGAAGAACAUUCACCUGCAGAAACAGCUGGAAGAAGCCAACGCGCUGCUACGGGCUGAGUCUGAGGCGGCGACACGGCUCCGUAAAACCCAGACGGACAGCAGCAAGCAGCUGCAGCAGCUGGAGGCCAACGUGCGCGAGCUGCAGGACAAAUGCUGCCUGUUGGAGCGCAGCAAGCUGAGUCUGGAGAAGGAAUGCAUCAGCCUGCAGGCAGCCCUCGAGACAGAGAGGAGGGAGCACAGCCAGGGCUCGGAGACCAUCAGCGACCUGAUGGGACGUAUCUCUGGCCUGGAGGAGGAGGCCCGUCAGCAGAGACAGGCUCUGUCCAAAGCUGAGACUGAGAAGAGAAUGCUUCAGGAAAAACACACCCAUCUGGAGAAGGAGAUGAGCAACAAGGAGAUUGAUUUGACCUACAAGCUGAAGGUGCUGCAGCAGGAGCUGGAGCAGGAGGAGGCCUCUCACAAGGCCACCAGGGCACUGCUGGCAGACACCAGCAAGAUCAAAGUAACCAUCGAGGGCGCCAAGUCAGAGUCCAUGAAGGAGAUGGAGCAGAAGCUGGCAGAGGAGCGAGCCGCCAAACUUCGGCUGGAGAACCGAAUACUGGAGCUAGAGAAGCACAGCAGCAUGAUGGACUGGGACUAUAAACAGGCUCUGCAGAAACUAGAUGAGCUGCGCAGACACAAGGACCGCCUAACUGAGGAGGUGAAGAACCUGACGCUAAAGAUUGAGCAGGAGACCCAGAAGCGUAACCUGACUCAGAACGACCUGAAGGCCCAGAACCAGCAGCUCAACUCUCUGCGAACCUCAGAGAAGCAACUCAAGCAGGAAACUAAUCACCUUCUGGACAUAAAACGCAGCCUGGAGAAGCAGAACCAAGAGCUGCGCAAAGAAAGACAGGACACAGACGGGCAAAUGAAGGAAUUACAGGACCAGUUAGAAGCUGAACAGUAUUUCUCUACGCUGUACAAGACCCAGGUUCGUGAACUAAAGGAGGAGUGUGAAGAGAGGAAUAAACUCUACAAAGAUGUGCAGCAGUCUCUGCAGGAGCUCCAAGAGGAGAGGGAUUCGUUGGCAGCUCAGCUCGAGAUCACACUGACAAAGGCUGACUCAGAGCAGCUGGCGCGCUCCAUCGCUGAGGAGCAGUACUCGGACUUGGAGAAGGAGAAGAUAAUGAAGGAGUUGGAACUGAAGGAGAUGAUGGCCCGCCAUCGUCAGGAGCUAGCCGAGAAGGACAUCACCAUCAAUUCGCUGGAGGAAGCCAAUAGGACCCUGACCAGUGACGUCGCCAACCUAGCCAAUGAGAAGGAGGAGCUGAACAACAAACUGAAGGAGACAAUAGAAGAAUCAGAAAAGUCAAAGGAUUGGGAGCAGCAGAUAAGCCAGAUGAAGCAGGCAUUUGAGAAGCAGCUGCAGUCAGAGAGGACCCUGAAAACACAGGCCGUCAAUAAGCUGGCAGAGAUCAUGAACAGGAAGGAGGUCCGUGGCGGAGGAAGCCGCCGUGGCAACGACACAGACAUGCGGCGGAAGGAGAAGGAGAACAGGAAGCUACAGUUGGAGCUGAGGUCGGAGAAGGAAAAACUCAACAGCUCCAUCAUCAAAUACCAGAGGGAGAUCAAUGAAAUGCAAGCGCAACUGUCGGAAGAGAGCCAGAUGCGUAUCGAGCUGCAGAUGGCUCUGGACAGUAAGGACAGUGACAUCGAGCAGCUGAGGAACCGCCUGCUGUCGCUCAGCGUUCAGUCAAUGGACUCUACCAGCGUCAGCAGUGGGCCGGAGUUUGAUACCGAUGAUGCGUACACAGAAACGAGGCUGGAGGGCUGGCUCUCUCUCCCUGUCAGAAACAACACCAAGAAGUUUGGAUGGGAGAAAAAGUAUGUUGUAGUGAGCAGCAAGAAGAUUCUCUUCUACAACAGUGAGCAAGACAAAGAGCAGUCCAUUCCCUACAUGGUGCUUGAUAUAGACAAACUCUUCCAUGUGAGACCUGUCACUCAAACAGAUGUGUACCGUGCUGAUGCUAAAGAGAUUCCCAGGAUAUUCCAGAUUCUUUAUGCCAAUGAAGGCGAGAGCAAAAAGGAGCCCGAGUUUCCUGUGGAGCCCCUGGCCAUCGGGGAGAAAUCCAGCUACAUCUGCCACAAGGGCCAUGAGUUCAUCCCCACGCUCUACCAUUUCCCCACCAACUGCGAGGCGUGCACCAAGCCGCUGUGGAACAUGUUCAAGCCGCCGCCUGCUCUGGAGUGCCGGCGCUGCCACAUCAAGUGCCACAAGGACCACAUGGACAAGAAGGAGGAGAUCAUUGCACCGUGCAAAGUGAACUACGACGUGUCUACGGCCAAGAACCUGCUGCUGCUGGCCUUGUCCCAGGAGGAGCAGCAGAAAUGGGUGAGCCGACUGGUCAAGAAGAUUCCCAAGAAGCCACCUCCACCAGAGCAUUUUGCACGCUCCUCGCCACGCGCCUCCAUGAAGGUCCAGCCCAGCCAGUCCAUUAGGAGGCCAAGUCGACAGCUCCCCACCAGCAAGAGCAGGUCAAAUGGCUUCAAAAUGAGGCGAGAAGAAUCCCACAGUGGACACUGUUAACCUUGCGUGGAAGCAUGGUGCAUCGUCGUGGUGGUGGGGCGUUUCCUCCUGAAUCAAGGACUGCAUACAAAGCUCCGUUAGCAGAUAAGCACACUGAACUCCGCAUCACUUCUCCACAACCUGCCCGGCCGUGCUUCCUUCCGCCUGUUGGAGUUACCAAGUCUGUUUUCCCCCUUUUGUUGAACUUCUUCCCCAGCCAAUUGAAGCGGCGGCGACUAUCAAACUCAGUACCUGUGAUCUUUUCACCCAGCUGGAUGGCUUGUAAGCAUGUUGGUCUUCUCGUGGGCCCUUGACGAGAGCAAAUUAUGUGUCUCUGGGGGGGGGGGUGCAGGAGUGGCUCAUCCAGCUCCCACAGAACAGAGCUCUUAUAAGCCCAACAAGGACCGGCAAAAAAGGGGAUACACUUACCUCAACACUUCUCACCAGGACACACUGUCUGAUUGAAGGACCUAACAGGAAAACUCUCUCUCUUCCUCACCACUUUUGGGGAUUCUUGUGGCCAAAUAAAAAGGAGCAUUCUUGUUUAAUGAUAAUGACAAUAUGAAGGGUUUAACGGGGAACACUACACUCAGAAGAUAGUAAAUUCUGUAAUUUGUUGGCUGAAUGCAGCUGAGGUUGUUGAACAUGAUCCCAGAUACAGUAUCUGUACUUAUUCUAACUGUUUAACAUAUUGAUUGUAGCUUCUUGCUUUCCACGAUUCUGCUUUCAGGUGUGCGUCCACUCGGGUCACAGAAACUUGAAUAAGGUACUUAAGCAAAGGAGCUGGGACUUUAAGGAAAAUCAGCAAGGCGGGAAAGGAGUGUCAGUCCUCCAGGAUUUGAGCAAAUAAUUCCUUGAGUGCCUCUUAUUCAGAUUUCUGACUCAGACAUGCUCUGAAUCACUGGUUUGUCGUUGUAUGACUACAGUAACGGUUCUAAGUGAACAGAAUCCUGCUCUGAAUGGCAUUAGAUCAGACAUGAGAUCCUCACAAUCCCAACAUUUUUUUUUUAAAGCCGCACUGUCUGUUAUGAGGGUUAAUGUUUACUGAAUUCAAGGGGUGCACCAUUAAUGCUUUUCUGAUCCGAGCUCGGCUCCUUUAGUUGUUUGAAUGUACAUCUGGUCUUCACCAGAGACGACACGCAGGCAUUGUAUUACUUCUAUCCAAAUAUACUUGACUGAAGCCCCCUUUCUUCACCAACUACUCUGAGUGAACUUGCAUGUGUUUGCCUUUUCAGGCCUCACACUGUCACCCACAGGCCUCCACCUAUUAGAAAUGUAGUUUUUAGUCAUUCCUGGCAAUGAAAAUGAGGGGGAUUUACCAGUAAGAAGCAGAAACAAUGUAGGUAUGCAAUCAUAUCUCAUGAGUCAAAAUACUGAGCAGCACUAUUCCAUUGAAAGUUUUUCUAAAAAGUGUUUGUCCUGAUAUUUUUGUAUUAAAAGUAACCAAACUCUGAGUUUGGGCACAUUGUUGUGUGUAUGUGGCUUAUAUAGCAGGUGGAGUAUAACUAGGUGUGUGUGUCUGUAUGUAUGUGAGUGUGUGUACUGAGUGCUCUGCUUUAACCAAGAAGCAUGUUUUAUACAUAUAAAUAUACACAGUAUAUAUAUUUUACAUGCCAUACAGUGCACAUUAUAUUAUUUAUACAGCCUUGUCCACUUUGUAUUUAAGGGCUCUACAUCCAUUUGCAUGUUUGCUAUCAAACAGCUCUAUAAUAAUAACUACGUCAUCAAUAAAGACAUGGAUGUGCCUUU
Messenger RNA from Micropterus salmoides (largemouth bass), 6674 nucleotides. RefSeq names its product rho-associated, coiled-coil containing protein kinase 2a (gene rock2a). The record is from RefSeq and is a predicted model, not a curated record. Gene Ontology annotation, biological process: smooth muscle contraction; regulation of actin cytoskeleton organization; positive regulation of centrosome duplication. Lineage: Eukaryota; Metazoa; Chordata; Actinopteri; Centrarchiformes; Centrarchidae. Bases 762 to 4946 code for a protein of 1394 amino acids. Gene Ontology annotation, molecular function: small GTPase binding; Rho-dependent protein serine/threonine kinase activity; ATP binding. Gene Ontology annotation, cellular component: centrosome; cytoskeleton; cytoplasm. The transcript is spliced from 33 exons.